This is a messenger RNA of Helobdella robusta, 237 nucleotides long. RefSeq lists its product as hypothetical. Gene Ontology annotation, molecular function: DNA-binding transcription factor activity, RNA polymerase II-specific; sequence-specific DNA binding. The transcript has a single exon. The annotation marks the transcript as partial. Gene Ontology annotation, cellular component: nucleus. Gene Ontology annotation, biological process: regulation of transcription by RNA polymerase II; cell differentiation. The record is from RefSeq and is a predicted model, not a curated record. Lineage: Eukaryota; Metazoa; Annelida; Clitellata; Rhynchobdellida; Glossiphoniidae.
CUCUCCAACUUCAUGAGAGAUCUGCUGAACAAUCCGCAGUACAAUCCCAGUUGUGUGCGGUGGGAAAACAAGGAGCAGGGUAUCUUCAGGAUCAUUUCAGGAAAAUCAAAAUUUGUUGCUGAACUCUGGGGGCAAAUUAAAAACAAUUCUAAAAUGACUUUCGAAAAAAUGGGUCGAUCCUUACGGUUAGUGGCUAAUGAAGCAUGGUUUUUUAAUUUUUCUGAUUGUUUAGGGUAG